Molecule: messenger RNA, 1430 nt
Organism: Hipposideros armiger (great roundleaf bat)
Lineage: Eukaryota; Metazoa; Chordata; Mammalia; Chiroptera; Hipposideridae
Gene: MMP2
Product: matrix metallopeptidase 2
Exons: 6
Biological process (GO): proteolysis
Cellular component (GO): extracellular matrix; cell surface
Molecular function (GO): heparin binding; zinc ion binding; metalloendopeptidase activity
Source: RefSeq, a predicted model, not a curated record
AUUGCCAGCUCCCUCCCAGCCCAGCCGGCCACAUCUGGCGGCUGCCCUCCCUUGUUUCCGCUGCAUCCAGACUUCCUCCGGCAGUGGCUGGAGGCUGCGCAUCUGGGGCUUUAAACAUACAAAGGGACUCUAAGGACCGGCAAGCACAGGCGGUGGUGGCACGGGCUGGGGCGCGGGGGCCGGACCAUGCGCGGCUGAGCGGGGCAAAGCAGAGGCCACCGAGUCUAGUGGUCCCUUGGAGCGCAGCGCUGAGUGGCGGAGCAAGCGCCAGCCAGGAGGCGAGUCGGCCACCCGCGCCGAGCCAGUGACCCCUGGGCAGCGUGCGGGCCCGGGAGCGCUAUGACCGAUGCGCGAGUGGCCCGGGGCGCGCUCGCCGGCCCCCUACGGGCGCUUUGCGUCCUGGGCUGCCUGUUGGGCCGGGCUGCCACCCGGCCGUCUCCCAUCAUAAAGUUCCCCGGAGAUGUCGCCCCCAAAACGGACAAAGAGUUGGCUGUGACACUCACAUGCAUUUCUCCCACCUCCAGGAUCAUUGGCUACACACCUGAUCUUGACUCCGAGACAGUAGAUGACGCCUUCUCUCGUGCCUUCCAAGUCUGGAGUGAUGUGACCCCCCUACAGUUUUCUCGUAUCCACGAUGGAGAGGCUGACAUAAUGAUUAACUUUGGCCGUUGGGAGCACGGAGAUGGAUAUCCCUUUGAUGGCAAGGAUGGACUCCUGGCUCACGCCUUCGCCCCAGGUCCUGGUGUUGGAGGAGACUCCCACUUUGACGACGAUGAGAUGUGGACCCUGGGAGAAGGACAAGUGGUCCGUGUGAAGUACGGGAAUGCUGAUGGGGAGUUCUGCAAGUUCCCCUUCCUGUUCAAUGGCAAGGAGUACACCAGCUGCACUGACACGGGCCGCAGCGAUGGCUUCCUCUGGUGCUCCACCACCUACAACUUUGACAAGGACGGCAAAUACGGCUUCUGCCCCCAUGAAUCCCUGCUCACCCUGGGUGGCAACGGCGACGGACAGCCCUGCAAGUUCCCGUUCCGAUUCCAGGGCACAACCUACAACAGCUGCACCACCGAGGGCCGCACUGACGGCUACCGCUGGUGCAGCACCACCGAGGACUACGACCGCGACAAGAAGUACGGCUUCUGCCCGGAAACUGUCAUGUCCACGGUCGGCGGAAACUCAGAUGGUGCCCCCUGUGUUUUCCCCUUCACCUUCCUGGGCAAAAAGCAUGAGCGCUGCACCAGCGAAGGCCGCGGUGACGGGAAGAUGUGGUGCUCCACCACGGACAGCUACGACGACGACCGCAAGUGGGGCUUCUGCCCCGACCAAGGUACAGAGCUCUGGCCGUGGGGCAGACACACUCCCCCCGCGCCCACAGCUGGGCUGGAAACCUUCCUGAGUCCCCACCCACCUCAGGCAUCAGCAGUGCCCCCCAG